Recurvomyces mirabilis is the source of this 498-nucleotide messenger RNA. RefSeq lists its product as uncharacterized. The record is from RefSeq and is a predicted model, not a curated record. NCBI's taxonomy places the organism in Eukaryota, Fungi, Ascomycota, Dothideomycetes, Mycosphaerellales, Teratosphaeriaceae. The coding region runs from base 1 to 498 and encodes 165 amino acids. The transcript has a single exon.
AUGGCGCCAAAGCUCGAGAAAGCACUCACCAUCCGUGGCUAUCUCUUGACGGAAGACCUUCUUCAGCUUGGUCAAACCAAAGGAGGAGCCCAACGAAUCAUUGUCCCCCUCUCCACCGGCUUCAUUCGUGGUGCGGAUUUCGAGGCUAACGUAUUACCAAGUGGAAGCGACUGGCUGUCCCUCGAUGCCACGACGGGAACUGGACACCUCGAUGUCCGCAUCAAUGCUCGAAGCGAGGAAGGCGACAUGAUCUAUGCCCACUACACGGGCAUCAUCAAGAUGGAUGCUAUAGCCCAGAAGAUCCUGGCUGGAAAGCCCGGAGUCAAGACUACGAAGCCUGAGGAUCAUUAUUUCGUAUCUACGCCGGUGUUUGAGGUCAGUAGUGAGAAGUUGAAGUGGAUGGAGCAGAGUGUGUUCGUCUCGCAUGGACACUUCCAUAUUGACGACGAUGGGAAGCCGGCUGUUGCUUGGGAUGUGUAUAAGGUUGUCAGCCAGUAA